GGCUGUUGGGAGGUUGGGCCUCAGGCCUUGGACCAGAAGGAUCUCCUUCAGGCUCUGAGACUGUCAGGAGGCCCUGGGGGAUCCCGUUGAAGCUGCGAUUUGGCGCAGAGCUGAGAUGUCUGAGCUCUAGACGCAGGGACCUCGGUGUCAAAAGAUUUGCGAAGAUGAAUUGGGUCGGGGGGUCCCGGUCCAGGGUUCUGAUCAAGCAGGAAAGGAGAAAGCAAAAGGAAUAUUUUGAAAAACACAGGUUAAAAUCAAAAAUGAAAUCACUCGGAGUUUUAUCUCCUGUCAAAAAUUCUGCUGUCAGCUUAGACAUUCUUAACCUAUAUAUGGUAAAUCAGAUAUCUUGCAAGAAGAAAAUCCCUGAAACUGUGAGGAAACCAACCCAUGUGAACAUGAAUAGAGGCAUAAAAAUGCCCCUAAGAAAGCAUAAUUUAGAACUCCCAAUAUCGCCUCACUGUGUACCUUCUAAACUCUGCCUUGAUGAUACAGAAACCAACAUAAACUAUCAAAGACUAAGUAGCAAGGAAGAUCUUGGCCCAGUCCAGUCACAAGGCAUGGACUCAUAUAGUACGCUUGACCCUCAGUUCAGCAAAAUAGAGAACUGCAGUUUCACUCCAACAUCUUUUUCAGUGGAGUUAGCUUCUAACAGACAUAUUUCAAAACUAAAUUUCACACCCGGAAUAGCACCUACUCCUCAGAAACUUGCAUAUGAAAAAAAGCAGAAUGACCAGCUCAGUAAUGUUAACUGUUCUGAUUCCUUGCUUUCCAAGUUAAAUAAAAGUCAAGAUGUUCUCAGUCCAUCACAUAAAACUACACAAUUUGGGACAUUAUUUGAAAGAUUAAACAGUCUAGGAAAUAGGAAUUUACUUACUAAAUGCCCUACUGUAAUUAUGGAUGAAGAUUGUAGAAGCAUGGAUGAAAUAAGACAGUCAGACUACAUUACUGAAAAACACUCCAUACAGCAUAUUUGGAGGAAAAAUGGAAAGAAAGUUUCAAAUUUUCUUGAAGAUGUGAACCAGUCUACUCCUAACUUUCUAUCAGAGAAUUCUGACUCUUUUGUUAGUCAAAAUAUGAUCAAUGUAUUAAACAUAGAUCAGCAAAAGAUAAAGAAAACAUUUAACAAGUGUGAUUAUGAUAGUAUGGGAGAUAUUUGUGUAGUCACUCAUUCUGAUAAAAACCGUGUCACUGACAGAUGCAUUAGAAACAUUUUUACAGUUCCAGAGUUGACUUUUAGUAAUUCAACUUUGAAUAAAACAAGUUAUCCAGAAAAAUGUCAGCCAAACAAGAAGAAUCAGAGAGAGUACAAUAAAAAUGAAAGAAAUGAUCUUAGUACAUCUUUUGAGAACGAUUACUACCCAAGCAGCUCUGAAAGAAAAGGAAAACUUGAAAAUGAUUACCAAGAGAAGACACCACAGAAAAGUAUUCAGAAAUAUCCAGCAAACUCUAUGGGAAAUAUACCUUCAGAAGAAUUGCACUAUAAGCAGUCAUGGGACUUGGGACUUGAUGAGAUUCUGAUGGAAGGAGGAGGAAUAUGCUCUUUAAAAAGCAGGCCAACAUCUACUGAGAAAAUCUGUCAGUAUAACUGUAUAAGUUAAUUUUACUCUAUUUUAAAAACUAACAAUUAAAUAGAAAUCAGUUAAAUUUGAA
Mandrillus leucophaeus (drill) is the source of this 1650-nucleotide messenger RNA. RefSeq names its product chromosome unknown open reading frame, human C12orf40 (gene REDIC1). The coding region runs from base 165 to 1598 and encodes 477 amino acids. The transcript is spliced from 11 exons. Lineage: Eukaryota; Metazoa; Chordata; Mammalia; Primates; Cercopithecidae. The record is from RefSeq and is a predicted model, not a curated record.